Messenger RNA from Lottia gigantea (owl limpet), 1359 nucleotides. RefSeq lists its product as hypothetical. NCBI's taxonomy places the organism in Eukaryota, Metazoa, Mollusca, Gastropoda, Lottiidae. The record is from RefSeq and is a predicted model, not a curated record. Bases 1 to 1359 code for a protein of 452 amino acids. The transcript has 10 exons. Gene Ontology annotation, molecular function: scavenger receptor activity.
AUGCAAAUGGGAGAGGUUGAGAAAACACCAAGAUCCGGUGUACUACAGACUGAAGCAGCAAACAAACCUCAGACUGGUGUUAAGUUUGGACCUGAUAAGAGUUAUACCUGUCACUGUUUUAAUGAUGAACCAUGUCAUAAAGAUUCUGGUGAAUGCAGUAAAGGUUGUGCUACUGGAUGGUCUGGUGCUUCCUGUCAGAAACAGAAUGUAGCUUUAAAUAAAUCAGCAAGUCAGGUUGAGACUAACAGAACAAAGAGAGAAUCUGGUGAUAAAACUACUAAUAUACCUGACAAAUGUUAUAACUAUAAUAAAACUGGUAAAUGGUUGGGAAUAGAUCUAAAAGAAGAUUAUCCUAUUAAACACAUCACCAUCCAACCGGAAAAGGAUUUAGCAUCAGUGAAUGGAAUUUUACUACAUGUUACUAAAGAGAAUGGAGAACCAGAACUAUGUUAUAAAGAAGGUCUGAGUUCGACGCCACCAUUUGUUAAAUAUAUAGAGUGUAGUCAUGUUAUAUAUGGUCGUUAUGUUAAUAUCAGUAAUGAUCGUAUAAGUCAUAAUGGAAGAUAUUUAACAUUAUGUGAAGUGGAGAUAUAUGUAUGUUCUGUAGGAACGUUUGGUUCAGAUUGUAACAACUUCUGUCAUUGUUUAAAUAAUGAAAGAUGUUCAGAGACUGGUGAAUGUCCUAAUGGUUGUUCUGAUGGAUGGACAGGAACAACUUGUAGUCAAAUAUGUGAUAAUGGUACAUACGGUGCUGGAUGUUUAAAACAAUGUUCAGAUAGAAAUUGUUUAGUAGAAACAUCACCAUGUCAUCAUAUCUAUGGUAGCUGUCAAGGUGGUUGUACAGAAGGUUUUUAUGGUGAAGUUUGUGAUAUGAAAUGUUCAGAUAGAAAAUGUAAUGAUAGUAAUUUACAAUGUGAGAGUAAAACAGGAGAAUGUAUUGAUGGAUGUCAACCAGGAUACCAGUCAAUAGAUUGUACACGAGAAUGCUAUAAUGGAAAAUAUGGACAAGACUGUUUGUUAAAUUGUUCAUCAAGAUUCUGUAAACUAGAAACAGAGUGUAAUAAUAUAGAUGGAGCUUGUAACUGUUCCGAUGGAUAUCAAGGAAUAGAUUGUACUGUUAAACAACCGCUUGUAUUCCCGGGAGACGCCAAUGGAGGAACUGAAGAUCAAACAAUUUGGUUAAGUCUUGUAAUCAUUAUUGUAUCAGCUACUGUAGCUGUAGUACUCGUGUUUGUUUUAAGACGAAGGUUAAGAUGUAGAGCAAACCAAGCAGUAAAUAACAAUGUACCACUACAAGAAACACUAGUUACUCAACCACCCAGUAACAACAAAGACACUCCUUCUGAUCAACUUCUUUAA